Molecule: messenger RNA, 2170 nt
Organism: Notothenia coriiceps (black rockcod)
Lineage: Eukaryota; Metazoa; Chordata; Actinopteri; Perciformes; Nototheniidae
Product: zinc finger protein 184-like
Exons: 6
Coding region: 1-2148 (715 amino acids)
Source: RefSeq, a predicted model, not a curated record
AUGUAUUGUCAAGAGGAAGAUGAGGCACACAAACCCAACAAUGCAGACGAGCUGAAGGCCGCUAGCGUCCAGCUGGUGGUUGAAGAAGAGGUUCCCCCUGAGCAGCAGGAAUGGAGCUCCAGUCUGGACCAGGAGGACCCAGAGCCCCCCCCAUACAUUAAAGAGGAACAGGAGGAACUCAGGAGCAGUCAGGAGGGAGAGCAGCUUCAAGGGCUGGAGGAGGCUGAUAUCACCAAGUCCACAUUCACUCCUGUCCCUGUGAAGAGUGAAGAUGAUGAAGAGAAACCUCAGUCUUCUCAGCUUCAUCAAAGACAAACUGAACACCUGGAAACAGAAGCUGAUGGAGAGGACUGUGGAGGACCAGAACCAGCCAGGAACUCAGAUCCAGAGAGACAUUUACAACCAGAGACUGAGGACAACCCUGGAGACUCUUCUGAACCUGAGACUGGAGACUCUUCUGAACCUGACACUGAAGACAGGGCUGAUUGGAAGGAGACCAGAGAACCAGAUUCAAACUCUCAGAGAAAUAAACAAUACCCUGUCAGUGAUUCAAGACGUAGUACAGGAGAGAAAAAAUGUGGCUGCUCAGUCUGUAAGAAAACCUUUAAACACAGAAGAAGUUUAAAGAGACACAUGAGAAUCCACACCGGAGAGAAACCAUUCAGCUGCUCAGUCUGUAAGAAAUAUUUUACACAGAGAGGACAUUUUAAGGACCACAUGAGAAUCCACACAGGAGAGAAACCAUUCAGCUGCUCAAUUUGUAAGAAAUCUUUUGCAGUGACAGGAAGUUUAAAGGACCAUAUUAGAAUCCAUACAGGAGAGAAACCAUAUAGCUGCAGUAUUUGUGACAAAAGAUUCACCUGGAGUAGUCAGGUCAAAAUCCAUAAGUGUGUUGGUCGUCAGUCCUCACAGCUUCAUCAAACUCAGACUGAGCAGAACAGAGAGGCAGAGCCUCCAGCUAGCAGCUCAGCUGAACACAUGGAAACAGAAGCUGAUGGAGAGGACUGUGGAGGACCAGAACCAGCCAGGAACUCAGAUCCAGAGAGACAUUUACAACCAGAGACUGAGGACAACCCUGGAAACUCUUCAGAACCUGACACUGGAGACUCUUCUGAACCUGACACUGAAGACAGUGCUGAUUGGAAGGAGACCAGAGAACCAGGUUCAAGCUCUCAGAGAAAUAAACAAAACUCUGUCAGUGAUUCAAGACGUAGUGCAGGAGAGAAACCAUUCAUCUGCUCAGUCUGUGAGAGAACUUUGAAAUCAUUCAGCUGCUCAGUCUGUAAUAAAUAUUUUAAACACAGUGGAACUUUAAAGCAGCACUUGAGAAACCACACAGGAGAGAAACUAUUUAUCUGCUCAAUUUGUAAGAAAUCUUUUGCAGUGAGAGGACAUUUAAAGGGCCACAUGAGAAUACACACGGGAGAGAAACCAUUCAGCUGCAGUGUUUGUGAGAAAAGAUUCACCUGGAGUCAUUAUGUCAAAAGACAUAAGUGUGUUGGUCGUCAGCCCUCACAGCUUCAUCAAACUCAAACUGAGGAGAACAGAGAGGCAGAGCCUCCAGCCAGCAGCUCAGCUGAACACCUGGAAACAGAAGUUGAUGGAGAGGACUGUGGAGGACCAGAACCAGCCAGGAACUCAGAUCCAGAGAGACAUUUACAACCAAAGACUGAGGACAACCCUGGAGACUCUUCAGAACCUGAGACUGAAGACAGGGCUGAUUGGAAGGAGACCAGAGAACCAGACGUCCAGCAGCUGGUGGUGGUUAAAGAAGAGGUUCCCCCUGAGCAGCAGGAGUGGAGCUCCAUUCUGGACCAGGAGUACCCAGAGCCCCCCCCACACAUUAAAGAGGAACAGGAGGAACUCUGGAGCAGUCAGGAGGGAGAGCAGCUUCAAGAGCUGGAGGAGGCUGAUAUCACCAAGUUCACAUUCACUCCUGUCCCUGUGAAGAGUGAAGAUGAUGAAGAGAAACCUCAGUCCUCUCAGCUUCAUCAAAGACAAACUGAACACCUCGAAACAGAAGCUGAUGGAGAGAACUGUGGAGGACCAGAACCAGCCAGGAACUCAGAUCCAGAGAGACAUUUACAACCAGAGACUGAGGACAACAACAAGGAUGACAUAUUCUGUUCAUUUUCAGGUUGGUAUUAGUAUGUUUUCUUCACUGGGACAU